Messenger RNA from Xyrauchen texanus (razorback sucker), 2659 nucleotides. RefSeq lists its product as uncharacterized. The record is from RefSeq and is a predicted model, not a curated record. The transcript has 5 exons. The coding region runs from base 122 to 907 and encodes 261 amino acids. Lineage: Eukaryota; Metazoa; Chordata; Actinopteri; Cypriniformes; Catostomidae. Gene Ontology annotation, biological process: cell adhesion. Gene Ontology annotation, cellular component: membrane.
UGCUUUAUUCUGUGACACGCUCAUUUCUGUCUCAGGCACAGGAAACCCCUAAACUCUCUCAGCCCAGCCCCAGCGCCUGCACACACACUCCCAUAUACUUUCAGCGUGCUCAAAAAGGAGAAUGGUUGUGCCCACAGAGAGAAUGAAUGAGCUCUGGAAAAGGAUGGCUCUGGUUUUGGUGUUCGCCAUUCUUUUGCUACACAGUUGUCAGGCCCAGGAUACAACACCAAAUCCACCUGUGUCUGGGUCAACUGCAGGCUUAACAUCAACUGCUGCACCCGGAGAUAUAAAAACAACAACAGAACAAAAUAAUGCCACAUCAGUGCAGUCAUCUACCCCUCUAUCUUCUGCAGUAAUGAUGACAUUCCCCUCUUCUUCUACUGCUGCUGGUCUAAAAAUCAACUCCCAGACAUCAGCAGCACCUUCAUCGGUGAUCCCCGGCACUGACUCUUGGACUACACUCGAGAAUAACCAAACAGUAACCCAUGCAGUUGUUCAUUCCUCGGCCCCCUCUGCAGCUGGUGUGGAAGAACCAUCACAAUCGAAGACCAACAAUAACUCCAAUAAGGAGUCUCAGACUGAAAAUGAAGAAACAUCUUCGUCUUCCGCUGUUUUCGUGUCUGUGCUGAUGUCUGGCUUACUGCUUGCUGCCAUUAUAAUUGGCAUAUACUACUUUAAGUGUCAUCGCCAAACCAGCAGCAAAGGCAUUAAACUGGCUGAAGAGUCACUCAUGGCAGAUGAGGAGAACCAGGGCAACACUAUGGUGUCCGUGGCCCCUCUAAACCAACUGGAGCCCAAGGAGAAACCCAGUCUUAAUGGAGAGUCCACAGAAGCAGUGAAGACCCAAACCCCUCCAGCUGCCACCAACGGCCACUCUACCACCAAGACGGCAGACACUGAGCUCUAAAUAACCUAUUCUACCACACAGGUUCUGGGUAACAUGCUCAGUCCCUGUUCCUUAUACCCUCAAGCUACUGCAUAUAGCCCUUGGCCAUCAGCAUGCACUGGGUACACAAAGUGAAGGCUCAUAUUCCCUCAAUUCAAUGUAAAUACAAUCACAAAUUUUCAUACGGAACAAGUUAACCCUUUUGAAGCAAGAUUCAGGAUAAUUAAUGGAGUAAACAUAAUUGGUCAAGAAAUCCUCCUACCUAUUCAGUGAAAUGUCUAAAUAAUGUACAUGUUUAGUUGAUGUAUGAAAGCUUGUUGUAUAUUAUACUGUAAAAGCAUAAUGUGUUUAAAUGAGGUUGAUGAUUGGUAAUGAUGCCAGUUAUGACGUUAAUGAUGAUUACGAUGGCAAUGGCAUUUAUAAUAUGAACAUCAUAUAAUGAUGUAAAAGAAUCAUUUUAGUCAAAGAGUUGCACCCCUUGAGAAUAGAAAUGGUGUGGGGUGGGGUAACUUUCCCAUGAGUCAUUGCUGGCUUCAGUGAGCGCAGCCAGGGUUGGAACACAGGGAGGAGCCCUACUCCCAUCCCAAUGGUCCACAGUUUCCAGCUCAGAUUAAAUCACGCCACUCCAUAAAGAAUCACUCUGAAUGCAAUGGAUGGGAAUUGUGUUCUAGUUUAUGACGGGUUGUUUGUGUGUUUCUAGGCUGUAUGUCUAACGAAUCUAAUGCCUGAGUCAAGUGUACCGAAAUUACUGUGUUCUACAUGUUUGUCUUUGUGUACAGUAUGAUAUGACUUGUUAAUAGUCUUGUAUAAUUGUAUUAAUACCAUUGUGUGACAAAGUAAUUACUUGGAGUUUUUGAGCAGUGGUACACCCUAGUGCCAAAUGGACGUAAACUCCAUUUCAUUGCUGCAAACAACCCACAAUGUAAAAUCCAACAGAUUGUUAAUGGGAUUGUUCACCCAAAAAUUAAAAUAUUGUCAUCAUUUACCCACCCUUAUGUUGUUCCCGUAGGACUUUCUUUCUUCCAUGGAACACAAAGGGAGAUUUUAGGCUAAAUGUUUGCCUAUCUCACCUUUCGUAUUCAAAAAAUGCAUUGAAUGGUAUCUGAAGCAAACAUUUUGCCUAACAUCUACAGUGACAGAAUUUGUAUUUUUGAGUAAACCAUCACUUUAAAUAUACCGCAAAGCCCAUUAGCACUCAGGGUGACAUCUAAAUGUUUUCUGACAUUUCUGAAUCGAGUAAUAGCAUUGCCAUUCUUUGUAAACCAGUAUUAUGCUCUUUUGUAAUAUUUUUAUAGUCGACAUUUAGAUGUAGUGUUUAUGGAUUGAAUGACUGACUUAAUUGUUUGAAUGACCUGCCGUAAAUAUUAGAAGAUUUUCCGGUGGGUGAGGGGUUUUGUAUCUACAUUUGCUACUACACUGUGCAUUAGUCAUAAGGCAAAGAAAAUCAUUACUAGUAAUGGUAUGGCGUAACACUGGGUGCAGCCAUGAGACCCUGGACCAGUUCUUUUAGUUUUUACUCUCCAUUCUGUUGAUUACUGUACUGUUGCUUAGCAGAUUCACUCCAAUACUUUGAGCAACCACUGAGACAACAGGAACAUUUAUAUUUUGAAACAAGCAUUAGCGUUUUUAAAUGUUUCACCUUUCAUACUCCAGAAAAUAAUUAAGUUUGACUUAAAAUUUUGGGAUUUAAAUUUGGUGAUAGAAUGACUAUUCCUGAAGUACACCAAUUGAAAGUGGAAUUUUAUGAUUAAAGGCUGUAUAUGAAUAUAAGAA